This is a messenger RNA of Scophthalmus maximus (turbot), 1400 nucleotides long. RefSeq names its product transmembrane protein 69-like. The record is from RefSeq and is a predicted model, not a curated record. The transcript has 3 exons. Lineage: Eukaryota; Metazoa; Chordata; Actinopteri; Pleuronectiformes; Scophthalmidae. The coding region runs from base 273 to 1109 and encodes 278 amino acids.
AGCGGCCGCGGUGGCUCGGCCCGGUUAGCGUAAGGUUAGCGGGAUCCAGGUAUGGAAAGCCGCAUGGGUCAUAAAAUUAACGCGUUCUGCCGCUGUUAUUUUCUUUUAUUACAAAAAGCUUUUACUGGACAAGAUGUCACGACAAUAGUCAUCUAGUUCUGUCCGCUACGUCCAGGCAGCUACAACCACUCGUCGACGGUCCCGACCACCUGGAGAGGGCGUAACCAUGUCAGGCGACAACCAGGAACAGAUUUUGAAUUAGUACAACACGGAUGCUCGCCGUCAUUUUCAGAAAAGGCACCUUCGCAGCCCGAAAGGUGUUGCACCGGGCAGGUCCUCCACAAAGAUGCUGGACAUCAGCCCUGACCGGAGGGGCUCCCGACGGAGGAUGUGGCUCCCUGCAGACCUGCUGGGCCUCGUCAGCAAGGCUGCCACCUACAGGAAGGGACGUGGGACUUUUUAAAGCUCCCGCUGUCCUCGGCGUCGGGAGGACCGAGCCCUUCCCGAGGACUCAAAUCCACGAGUCUCCGAUUCUAGCAAGAGAGCGACAUUUCCACUCCUCCGCCGCGAGGUUGAAGAAGCGGCCUAAGCCGGAACCUCCACCACGAGAGCUGGACCUGCUGCGCUACGACAUGAAGGACCUGCGGAACGGACCCAAACCCGCCUUGUGGCUGGGGUUCGCCGGGCUGAUCCCCUUCGUGUCCCCCACCAUGCUCAUGGCUGCGACUGAAUGCUUCUACCCAGAGUUGGCCUUUGCGCAGUUGGCCUACGGCGCCGCCAUCUUGUCCUUUCUGGGUGGCGCUCGCUGGGGGUUCGCUCUUCCCGAGAGCAGCCCAGGCAAGCCAGACUGGAUCAACCUGGCCAACAGUGUGGUUCCCGCCCUCUUGGCCUGGACGGCCAUGCUGAUGAGCGACAACAUCGUUGCCGCCACCACUAUGGCGAUCAUGGGACACGGAGUGGCAUUGCAUUACGAUCUCUCUCUGCUCCCCACUUACCCCAGCUGGUUCAAAGCUCUGCGCUCUGUCCUGACCAUUGUGGCAUUUUUCUCUCUAUUUGGUACUCUCGUGAUGAGUGGACUAUUCCCAGAGAAGAUCAUCUUCUCAGAUUGAAUAAUAUAAAAUAUUGUAAUACUUGUAAAGUUUUGUUUUCAACAUCAUACCAUUAUUUAAAAGACACGGUAGAAAACAUGAGUGUGAGCUUUAACGAUUUUAACAUCUUUCACAAUAAAUAACUGAUUUAAAAUUGUACCACCAGGGGUCGCCAAAGUCAAAGAUCUUCAAAAUCCCACACAGUGAAGGAAAAUAUUUAAAACGGACUGAAACUGCUGAAGCUAAAAGUCCACACUUAAUAAAUAUCAAAUAAAUGUACAUAAUUAUCCAAUAAUAAACGUUAUUUUUUGA